AUGACUUCAACAAAGAUUAUAUCGUUCGCUUUUUCAGGUCGAAUACGAAGAUCAAUAAAGUCUAGAUUAUAUUCCAAGAUUUUACUAUCUUCAAGAUAUUAUUCAGAUAGCUCUAACAAGGGAACAGAUCUCAAAUUAGAUGAUUUCUUUUAUUGGGUUCAAAAUUCUUACCAAAAUUUACCAGCUAAUAACCAGACUAUAGAAGACAAAAAAAAAGAUGAUUUACUACAUAAAAAUUUAGAAAAUGAUUCAACUCAAGCAAUAUUUCUAAAACCAGUUGCAGCAAAAGAGGAGAAGAAAUUUACUAUUAUUCAAGAUAAAAACUUUAACCACCAAUGGUUUUCACAAUUUAAAAGAGGUGAUGUUAGAGAAUUGACAUUAAUCACUAAAAUGUUAGAAGAUGAAAAAUUAUUAUUCUCAAUUCCACAACUUUUUCAACUUCUAAAAUCAUAUCAAUAUUUAUGUUAUUACAGAGAAAUCCAUCAAUUAUACACUCUUUAUAAACCUUAUACCGAUUUACUUCUGGAAGACCUUCCCACUGAUAAUAAAACUAAAUAUAAAGAAUAUUUGGAAAUAUUUUUAAAAGUAGAAUAUAAACUAAAGCAUUAUAAAAUAUGUGAAGAACUUUUCUCUGAAUAUAUUCAAUUUUCUGAUGUUAAAACAGAUAUGAUAUCCAUUGGGCUUGAGUCAUUUAUUCAAAAUAAUAAUAUUCAAUUAGCAUGUCAAUUUUAUAUUCAAGCUCUUAAUAAUCCAGAUACAUUUCUUAUGAAUAAUAAAACAUUGUAUCUUUUUUUAAUAAAUUUAUUGAAAUAUUCUGAUAUAUCCACAAUGAAUUUUGUAUUUAAUUUGUGGAUUGAAAAAACAACUAAUAAUAGUAACAAAUAUAAUCAAGACGAGAUACACUGUCCAGACACUUUAAUUCUACUUUUAAUGCAUAGAGCAUUCAUUCAAGCGAAUGAUAUGGAAGGAUUAAAAUCAUUUUUAAAUCUGCCCAUUGUGAAAUCACUAGAAUACAUAAAUUCAGCUGCUUUUGAAACGAUUGAAUUAUCAAGAAAAUUAAAAAAGUCGAAAAUCGUCUCCCCAGGUUAUAUAAAUGACACAUUAAUCAAUGAUCAGAUUUCUAAAUUGACCGAAAAGAUAAAAAAUGAACCAAGAUGGAUAAGGAAACGUAUAUAUUAUGAAUUAAUAGCCACCUUUAUUGAUUUUGGUGAUUUUUCUAAAGCUAUUAAUGUUGUUGAUAAACUAGAAUAUGAUCAUGAACUAAGAUACAAUCGUCUAUAUUUCCCCUUAUUGUCAACUUAUUUUUUAAAAACUGGGAAAUUUAACUCAUUUCUCAAAUUUUAUGAAGGUAUAAAGAAUUCUCAAAUUUCAGACCAGAUUCAUUUAACUGAUGAAAUUUUAAACCAGUUUUGGGUAGCAUUCAAUAGGGAGUACCCAUCUCUUUUACUUGAGAUGCGCAAUGAACUGCAACUUCUUUUGAACCGGGAAAAAUAUAUGAAAAGUUUACCGUGGUUACAUUCAUUUACUGAAAGUUUAUCUAGAGAUCCAAAGAAUCGUGAUAUGAAACCUUUUUGGAAGUCCAAAAAUAUUUUGUUAGAUUAUAAAAAAUAUGGGAAGGUGAAAAAUCUAUUACAAGAAAAUAAAAUUGAAUCAAUAAAGGAAUAUAUAUUGGAAGAUUUUAGACAAGGUACGAGGCCACAUUUUUCGUAUAUUUAUUCGAUAUUUAAGUUGUUUGCCAAAUACAAUCAGCCUAGCUUAUCAGAAUUAUCAACGCAUGCCUUAAAACGAUACAACUAUCAUAUUCCCUUAAAAUAUAAAAUAUUGCUAUUACAACAAGAAAUUAAUAGUAUAAAGAAUUCUUCUGAUGAUUUUAUUUCAUUUUAUCAGAUUAAACAAUCGGUUAUUAACAAAAUCCAAAAUUUUUAUUCAUUGAAUAAGGAGAAAUUUAACUUUCAAAACUAUAUUCAACUUGCCAAUUUGGGUACACACAUCUAUAAGACCCCAAUUAUUCUUCAAAUAAUUCAAGAUUCGAAAGAUAAACUAAAUAAAGACAAUAAGUUACAUUGGUCAUUGUACUAUCUCACAACUCUAAAGGUAAAUGCAAAAUUAUUUCGUCCAAACCAAUUUUACGAAAUAUUAAAAGAUUGGAACACAAAUAUACAAAAUAGUAUUAUUACUAAAGAAGAUAUUCGCGUUAUUAAAAGAAAUAUUCAUUUAUUAGAUAAACAAAAUGAAAAGUUCAAAAUAGAAACGGAAUUAACACCUGAGCUGAGAUCAAAAAUUGAUGAAGAAGUAAAGAUUUUUAAACAGAAUUACACUGAACGAAAUAUAACUGGUCUUGAUAAAAUGAAACAAAUAAUAACUUUUCUUGAGUCCUGGCUUGAUAAAGAAGUUGAUUUCUAUUUAGCAUUGAAAGAAAAAAGAAAAGGAGAACUCCUCUCGGAUAGCAAUAAUGAUUUAAAUAUUCAAGACGAUGAAAUUACUGUAAAUAGUUUGCAUUAA
This is a messenger RNA of Henningerozyma blattae CBS 6284, 2502 nucleotides long. RefSeq names its product Pet111p (gene PET111). Bases 1 to 2502 code for a protein of 833 amino acids. The record is from RefSeq and is a predicted model, not a curated record. NCBI's taxonomy places the organism in Eukaryota, Fungi, Ascomycota, Saccharomycetes, Saccharomycetales, Saccharomycetaceae. The transcript has a single exon.